Cyprinodon tularosa is the source of this 660-nucleotide messenger RNA. RefSeq names its product lactose-binding lectin l-2-like. The record is from RefSeq and is a predicted model, not a curated record. The transcript has a single exon. Gene Ontology annotation, molecular function: signaling receptor activity. NCBI's taxonomy places the organism in Eukaryota, Metazoa, Chordata, Actinopteri, Cyprinodontiformes, Cyprinodontidae. Bases 2 to 592 code for a protein of 196 amino acids.
CAUGAUCAACGCCCUUUCUGAAGAACAUAAAGGAGAGCGGGAUCCUUCCCUGCACAUAAACUCCAGGAAGAAUCUACAAAAAUCAAAGACAUCAGACCUUAAUAUGAUGUUUUUGUUCAUUUUGUUUGGUCUCUCUCUGGCUGCUGUGGCUCCUUCAGACAGGCAGGAGCCGAAACUGCUCCGUGGGGGCUGCAACAACUUUUGGUACGACUUUGAGAACAGCUGUUACAAAUACGUUGCCACAUUGAUGACCUGGGCUGAUGCAGAGAAGCAUUGUGUGUCCCAGGGAGCCAACCUGGUUUCCAUCCACAGUAUGGAAGAAGAGAACUUUGUGAAAGACCUGAUCAAAAACUUUGAUCCUGCUGAGGGGGUCAAUUGGAUCGGACUCUCUGAUGCUCAGCAGGAUGGAACAUAUUUCUGGACUGAUGGUUCUCCAUUUGAUUUUAGUUUUUGGUAUCCAGGAGAGCCAAACAAUGCAGGGGGAGCUGAACCUUGUGUUCACACCAACUCAGGCACAGACAAAAAAUGGAAUGACAUUGUGUGCGCAAAUAAAUUUGCCUCUGUUUGUAAGGUUGAUCAAGUUUGUCAGUAGCUUCUGACAAUAAUUUGUAAACCUGCUCAGUUGUUUUAAAUGUGCUGAUAAAAAUAAAUCAACUUAAA